Cinara cedri is the source of this 2225-nucleotide messenger RNA. The record is from the annotation of a GenBank genome assembly. Lineage: Eukaryota; Metazoa; Arthropoda; Insecta; Hemiptera; Aphididae.
AUGACAUUGUCUCCACGCUGCAUUUUCUUUUGCAUGACUUUUUUUCUAUUCAAUAAACUAACUGUUUGUAAAAAUGUUUUUCGAAACGAAAACGAAACAGAUUUUCCGUCUACGACCACGGUUGAAGUAUCACUUCUCACUAAUGACGCUUCUUGGACAAUUGAAAUAUCGAAUUCGGACAACAUUUCGAAUUCAACUCGUGACUGCGUCUUUGAAUCCAAUAUCACCAACAACAGCGUUACGGCGCGGUGCAAUUUCAGUAAAACUGCAGCGGUAAACGAUGAUUUUACGACACGUUUACCAGCCGUUUUGAGUAGAAACACGCGGACUGCAAAUUUACAAAUCACACCAAAGCCGAAACCCCAAAAGUCCACUGUAGUCACAAAAACACCAAAACGUAUGAGCCCUACGACGAAAUCGGCAAAACUCGUUCCCAAAAAAAACAACUCUAGGUCCCAGACCACCACGGCUUGGCCUAAGUCCGACAAGAGACUAGGGAACAGUGACAGUGCCGGUGGGAAAAAUCUGUAUAACGUCGUUAAAACCACGCUGAAUGAUACAGCGGACAGAUCGAUCGAAGCAGACUUCAAGACCAAAUACCCGGUGGACAUGUGGAAGGAUCACGGGUUCUAUACAGACGAGUACAUAGAACUCAUCAACAGCCAUUGGUUUACGUUCAAGCCUCCCAAUCCCACGUCCCACUAUGUUCUUGGCGUUUUGUACACCUUCAUUAUGAUAUUCGGUUGCUUCGGGAAUUCGCUGGUGAUUUUCAUGUACAUCAAGUUAGUCUCGCCAAGCGUUAUAAUCGUUUAAUCUGUUAAUCGCGUUUUAUACAAUUAACAUGGAUAUGUUUGUGUGUGUAUUUUUUUCAGAUGUAAGUCAUUGCAAACGCCGGCGAACGUGUUAAUAAUGAACUUGGCCGUCAGCGAUUUCAUCAUGAUGGCGAAAACGCCGGUUUUCAUUUACAACAGUUAUUACCAAGGUCCAACACUUGGAAAAUUAGGUAGGUAACAAAUAAAAAACACUGAGCUUUUACAUAAAUGUUUUGAUUUUUUUGCUAUAGGCUGUCAAAUCUACGGGUUUUUUGGCGGCUUGACGGGUACCGUGUCCAUAAUGACGUUGGCCGCCAUAUCGUUAGACCGUUACUACGUUAUUGUACACCCCCUGAACGCGGCCGUAAAAACCACCAAACAAAGGGCCAGAGUAUGGAUAGGUUUGAUAUGGGUAUACGGGUUCUUGUUCUCCGUCAUACCGGUGCUAGAUAUGGGUUACAGCCGAUACGUGCCCGAAGGAUACUUGACUAGUUGCAGUUUCGACUACCUGACAAACGACGACAGGGAGAAAGGAUUCAUAUUGGUGUUCUUCGCAGCGGCAUGGUGCAUACCGUUCACCGCGAUAUCGUACUGUUACGUGAAGAUACUGAUGGCUGUGUGGGUAACUAGUGAAAUGGCCGCCAGCCGUUUUGGCCAGGAGGAGGAGAAGAGAAAGACAGAGAUACGACUGGGUUACGUGGUGGUCGGGGUGAUCGUGCUGUGGUUCGUGUCGUGGACCCCAUACGCCGUAGUGGCUCUGCUGGGAGUAUUCGACCAAAAGGAAUAUAUCACACCACUAGGUUCGAUGAUUCCAGCGCUUCUCUGCAAGGCGGCCAGCUGUACAGACCCAUGGAUUUACGCUAUUACGCACCCGAGAUUUAAAAACGAACUAACCAAACUGCUAUCGAAAAAAAAAACCAGGAAGCUGGAGCGAGACUACGGCAUGAAGAAGGGAUGGAACCAGUCGCGUUCGAACAAGACCUGUGGUGGCCCGAGGACUACCAACUAUUCAAGCACGGAAGACGAGGACGUGGAAGAGGUGAUCGUCAUGGUCGACCCCGACGACUUCGGAUACAGCGGCGGCGGCAGCAGUAAGAUGCACAGGCAGGGAUCAACUUCCAGCCACAAAACUGCGGAAACCAAAGCGCUGGAGACAAAAUUUCCGCCCACCAGACAGGAGAGUCUUAAGUACAUGCCACCCAGCUGGUACAAAAUGCCCAGAACCACGUCCAAGAGCAGCAUAAAGUUGGACGUAAGAUGUGUGGCAGGAGAUAACAAGUGAUACGUUAUUCUCGUAUUAUUUUAUUAUUCUGAUAGCUGUGGAAAUUUAUCGUUUCUUCGCUGGUACUUAAACACUGUGAUUAAAAUGCUAGUCUGUUUAAUAUUAUUUUAUAUUAUACAUAUAAUUAUGUU